GACUGGCGUGUUUAUAUCGGCGGUCGUCCCUCGUCUCGUCCUUUGGACGUCAGUGUUUUUUCUCUCUUAUUUCCCGCCCACGGCGAUUUAGCGUCGUUGGGCGUCGCUCACGCCCUCGCGCGGACGUCUUCAAUCCUUCGCGGUGCUAAAACCGCCCGUUUCGCCCUCCUGGAAGGCGCGGGCGAGCCCUGAAGGAGGCCAAAUGGUAGACUGUCGUGAUGUCACCCUCACAAAGGACGUCCUCCUUACGAGUCGAGACCUGGGGAUGCUCUGGUAUGGGGUGACGGGGGUAUCCUUCAAUCCGGCUGAUCCAGCAGAAGUUAUGCUGAAUACUGGGACAGCAGCCCCUCUUCUUUCAGAUCAUCCGCGUCCUCUCGUACCUACGCCAGUGUCGUAUAGCGAGUCGACGGCUACCCAACACACGCCAAUGCUGUAUGACCCAAACACGGGCGAUUACGUUUCUCAGCCGGAGUAUAUGUACGAGUCAUACGAUGGGUACGAUGAAGAUUCCUCAGGUAGUCAGGUCAUCCAGCAACAGGGUACUCCUACGACUGAUGCCGCAGUCAUGCAGGCUGCCGAUGAAUCCCCACCGGCAUUGCCAAAAUCCAAGAAACCUAAGGUACAUCACCACCCAGCGCUGAAGUUGAAGACCCCCAUCGCCUAUCAGAAGGACACUGACCUUGACGCAAUUCCAAUCAUGCGUGAAGGAAUGGCCGUUUGUGAAAAAUGUGGUGCCAUAGGAGUAAAACACGCUUUUUAUGGCAAGGAACGCAAAUUCUGCAGCCUCGCUUGUGCCCGUGGACCUCUCCCGCCUUCCCAACAUGUGGUGGAGAGCCAAGGAGUGAAAGACGAAGCGAGUGAGGAGCCUGAACCGAAAGUUAUUCCUGUGGAAAAGGUCGUCAGUAAACCUGCUUCCACGACGCUAAUCGUAAAGCCUGCCUCACCUUUGAUUCCAUCCCCAUCCAAACCCAGUCCGGCUGUGCUGCAACCACAGCCUGUUGUUCCGCAGGAGGAGACAGUGUCUCCUUCGUAUCUGCCCCCAGCGGAAUCCACUGUGGACCUGGAGGGAAGCUUCCAGUGGUGUGAGUCUUACUUGAAGGAUCCCAACUUCAUGGCUGUACCUGUCAGCUGCUUUAAGCAUGCCCCCAUGUCGGAGUGCUGGGAGCAGAUGAGCCCAGGGAUGAAGGUUGAGGUUGCCUGUGGGGAAGAAGCUGUCACGAAAGAUGCAUUUUGGGUAGCUACUGUCAUAUCAAUUGCAGGUUACAAAGCAAAGCUAAGGUUUGAGGGCUUUGUCGAAGAUCACUCCAAGGACUUCUUUGUCGACCUGUGUUCAGAGGAGGUCCACCCUGUCGGCUGGUGCGCCACACAGGGCAGGCCAUUGAUACCCCCUCGUACCAUCCAACAUAAAUACAGAGACUGGAAGGAAUUUCUGAUGAAGAGACUGACUGGUGCCAGGACACUCCCGACUAAUUUUAUGUCCCGUGUCGUGGAAAGUCAGAAGUCUCGCUUCAGACCUGGUGGCCCUGAAUGUGGUAUCCGCGAAGUCCUAACGAUGCCAAAUGAUGCCCCUCCUGAGUUGUUUGUGUCCCCUCCUACGCCUAGUUUCGUUCGUAAUUCCAAACUCGCUUUCUCCAAUGGAAUGAAGUUAGAAGCCAUAGACCCCUUGAAUUUAUCUGCAAUAUGUGUUGCUACUGUAAUGAAGGUCUUAUACAACAAUUACCUCAUGAUAAGAAUAGACAGUUAUGAGUCGGACAAUACAUGUUCAGAUUGGUUCUGUUACCAUGCAACGUCUCCCUGUAUAUUCCCCGCCGGAUACUGCGAGAUGAAUCUAAUCAACUUGACACCUCCAAGAGGCUACGAAGGCCAGUUCUCCUGGUACAACUACCUUACUAAAACGCAAGCAAGAGCUGCACCCCCUGCCCUUUUCAACAGAGACGUCACAAACCCCGGGUUUGAGGAAGGCAUGGCGCUGGAAUCGGCUGACUUGAUGGAUCCGAGACUAGUUUGUGUGGCAACAGUGAAGCAGGUGAAAGGGAGAUUAUUGAAGGUCCAUUUUGAUGGCUGGGAGAGCGACUUCGACCAGUGGAUUGACUGCCAGUCGCCUGACAUCUACCCUGUUGGGUGGUGUGAUAUGUCUGGGUACAGACUGGAAGGACCAAAAUCUGAAGUCUUAACACCACUUGCUCCAAAGAGAAAGGUCAAAGGAGCCGGAAAAUUUGGGAAAACGGGGAAAAGAGGACGUCCCGCUCUUAAGAAAGUGGGGAGAGGGAUCGGAGUUCCUGUCACGACGCCCACGUCAGCGCCGGCUGUAAGCCAUAAGCGAAGGGGGAGACCACCCAAAGAUAGAAAUCUGUAUGGAACAGAAGGCUUUACUGAACCUUCCAUGCAGCACCAAACUAGAACUGAAAUGUCGGAGUCUGUCGACGAGAAUUCCGACGUUGGUAGAGGACGUCGUGGUUUUAAUAAAAGAGAUGCUAGACGGUCGCCCGUAGCUCAACCACUGCAUCGAGUAUUGCGAAGACACUUCCUGUCAGAACGACUAGAGCCAAGACCUUACCAGCCCAAGACAGCCUGUCCGAUGAGGACGAAGGAUCAGAUGAAACCUCUUCUGGGGUUGCAUCCCUGGAUGGCAAUGAAAGCUCGCGAGAGCCUUGGGAUCUUGAUGCAGACUCCUCCAACCCCCCAACUACUGCCAGUCUGCCGUCGCUUCCUCAGCUUCCUAACCAAGAAGUCCCUGCAUAGUGAGUUAGAGUCCUCGUGUUUAGGAGAUAUCAAGGUCCAAGAAUUUACCGAUUUAGAGAUUCAGUCAACGCUGCUGAAUGAUCACAGAAUAGGAGAAUCGCCGUCGCUCACAGAGUUAGAAGAGGACGUCAUUAAAAACGAGGAUGAAGAUUUGCUGGGUGGUUCGUACGUCGAAAGUGACCUCCCGUUGGCCAAUGAAAAGUGUGAUAUCAGUGUAGAGCCUAGUAAAAGCAAGACUUUGCCAGGAACGUCCAACCCUCCGGCGGCGGCUGCGGCGGCAGCAGCGGCAGUUGCGCAGUCACCGGCUGUGAAGAAUGGCAUGUUCCAGCAAGCAAUAAGUACCUCACAGUCUCCUGUCGUGUCAUCCACAGCUGUCUCCAGUACAAAUAAUACCCUUCAUGAACAGUCUCAGAGUGUGUUGUAUAUUCCUAGAUUAAUCGAUGGUUCAGUGAAAGACGGAUCAAAGGUGCAACCGAAACUGUGGAGUCCACAUGAUGUGGCAGAGUUUUUGAGGACCAAUGACUGUGGUGCUUAUUGCGACAACUUUAUCAUGCAAAACAUUGCAGGGUCGAAGUUACUAACUCUAACCCAAAAUGAAAUAAUGAAGCUUACUACGAUGAAAGUUGGCCCAUCCCUCAAGAUUCACGACUUAGUUCAACAGCUACUAGCCCUCGUCAACCCGGCGCAGGCGCGCUAUCAAGCGACGUUAAUGAAGAGGGGACUCUCCUUCACGUGAAAUUUAAAAAAGUAUCUCUAAUGAAUAUUCUUUUUAAUCGGAGGAGGGUUAGUAUGUGUCACGAGUGCUCGCAAGGGAAGGAGAUGUCUACUACUACUACUACUAGAGUACAUUGUGGUCCUUAUCAUUAUGUAGACUUGUAAGUAACUAAUAAUAGAUAACCUUGUCAAGGUGUACGAGCCUCUUAGCACCUUUACGGCUGUCAGUGCUAAAGUGCCGCCUCUGAGUUGAAAUUUCUCCAAAGGAUUCGAGAUUUGAGACAUAUUUUGGUACCGCUGAUGUAUAGGUUUUGUUAUGGUAAAUGUAUCUAGCUACCGCUGAAUUCAUUGUGCUCCUGUCACCAUAGCAUUCACAUAGCUAGUAAUUUUGUACAUAAAAUUUUUAUUUAUUGCAACAAAUAUGAUCGGCCUUAAUCAUUGAUCCUUUUUUUAUACCUCAUCUUUGUGCAGUUGUAUAAUUUGUAUAUAGUAUGAGAAUACACAAGCCAGAGGUGACGCAGUUAUCUUCCCACCUUAUUAGAGUAGUUGAAUAAGGUAAGGUUGAUGAUCAUUGUAGAGGUUCCUUGGCCAUUUCUUCUGCAAGGAAUGCCCCCAUGUGUAUAGAAGCAUCUUGCUGGUGGGUAAUUGAAGUGUUUCAUGAAAAGUCAUAAUAGGUAUUAGUUGACUGCAUCUGAUUGCAGUCGUUCAUUUUGUUAAACAGUUUGUGAUAGAUUGUAAUGUGACUUAGAUAACUUUGGGAGCCUGUGCCACUGAGAGGGAGAGAGAGAGAGAGCGUUUGGGGCUGAAACUGUUAAAAAAACAAUGUCAGGCAGGUUUCACAUUACAGGUAAUGUGUGUGUAUUUAUAUGUAUGUGUAGGAGGUUAAUUUCAUUACUAUCAUUAUAAUUUUAGAUUGCUGCUAUUUCAAGACCUGUGUAACGUAACUUCAGAUUUGCCUGGGGUACUAUAGCAAAAUUUUGCUAUUCUUACACUCAUUAUGAUUUGGAAAUACAACUCGGGGUAAUGGGGACAGUUACGGAACUUUACGGAGUGUGCCAAGAAUGGAACUAUUAAAAGGAGUUGGAGUUUGUUGGACAGACAUUGGUACUCCCAUGUAAAGUAAUUGUAUGCAAGUAAUUCUUAGCAACUAUGCAUAGGACUAAAUUAAAUAUAUAUUAUAUAUAUAUAUAUAGAAAUAUAUAUAUUGAUAUUUUUCUUUGCCAUAUACUGUCUUAAGUAGUGAUAGAAGUAUGAAGCAGUAUUACGAACGUACCAAAAAUGAAAGACAGUAGCAUAUGCAAGCUUUGUCUGUUCAGAUGCUGUGUGAGUGGGGAUGGCGACCCAGUGAACAUUGCAGAAUGUUGUUGAAUUAAGUAAUACAGCUGUUGAUAUGAAGUAGGGUUCUAUUAAUGUCAUAUAAAGGUGCAUUUUAUGUGGUAACAGUAUCCUAAAUUGAUAAUUUCUGGCUAUAUAGUGCGCAGGGACAAUAUUAAUCAUUACAGCUUUGGAUAUCCAAGAAGGAACAUCAGAACAUCAGACUUCUUUUAUGAACUCAUUUGCUCAGUGCUCAAGCCUCAUUGAUAUUGGUUUUGCGUCCUGUGGAUACAGACAUGGAAUAUUUUUGUUGAAUUUUUCCAGUGUGAUGAAACUCCUAAAGAGAAUGUAGUGCUGAUGCAUCUUUUACAGGGCUAUACACAUCAAGCUGGUUUGUUUUGUAGAACAAACAUGCAGUUGGAAAUGAUUACUGUGUGCAAGUCCAAAUUGUGCAGCAGGUCACCUGAGAUGUUCGAGUGAUGCAUCUUGUAGUGGGAUAAUUUAAGAAAUGAUUUUCUUUCUUGAUUGGUCAAAUCAUUUUUAUUUGCAUUUAUGAAAUUUUAGAAAUAAGUCCCAGAGUAUCCAUAUCUUUAUUUUGUGUUACUGAGUUAAACAAAGUUGAAAAACCUUGUAAAGUUGCAGUGGUUGUAUAUACAACUGUUUAUAUACUACUGGUUAUUCAUACCAGCAUCCUUUAUUAUAUUUUUUAUUUCUGUUAGUGAUUGUUCCUUUGCGUAUCCAUGGCAAUUGGGAGAUGUGUGGAUUUUUGUUUCCAAUUAGGUUUUUUAUGUUACAUAAAUUCAUUACAUUGCUUUACAUGUGCUUUUAUUUCUAGAGAGUAGGUUAUAAUCUCAAACAAGCGCUUUGUUUAUAUACUGCUUUGUAAUGACAAGUUUUUUGCCGAAACAUUCACUGAACAUCUUAAGACAUUCAAGUCCUCUGUCUUUCUGUCACAUUAUUUUACCAUUCCAUUCAUAUGAUCAGUGAAAAGAGCAUUGCUAUUAGAGACAAACCAAGAUUUUUCACGAGUCUUAUUGUCAGUAGUAUAUACUAUUAUGUAGCUCACUCAUUCAAGGUAUUCGUAUUACCUUUCUUCAGUCUUGCUAUCAAGCUAUCAACCCUCUCCUAACAAUUAUUUCAUAGUGCUACUGACUGCAAGGUUUUUCCUCCUGUCGCACCUUUCAAACCUUUGGCCAAGCACUUAUUAUAAUUUCAAUUCACUGGUUGCUAGAGUGCUAUUAUCAACAAACAGGCAGUCGUAUAGGCACAUGAACAGCUGGCUGAAUAAGAAAAACAAAAAGCUCUUCAAACUUCUCUCUUUUUUUUCUUAUCAAGUUAUUGCCUUGAAAAUUUGUGGUUUGUAAUUAUUAGCCCGAUCUCUUUAUCAGAGCAUCUUGUUCCUUCAUCACCGAGAGGAAUUUCCUGUGAGAUUUCUCUCCAGAACUUACAUUUUGAGGGUUUAGCAUCUUAAGAGACCCUUACAAUGCUUCAGAAGUUUUGUUUGGGGCCUUUGCCUUUUGAGUGCUUUCUCUAGUAUUUACUGCAAAACAGUAAGAAUGAGAAGUUACAUGGUUUUUAUUUUUAUAUAAUUCCUUAAAGUAAAGGGUUAACCAAAGACCACUGAAGUAUUUUGUGCGGCAGGAAAAAUAUUAAAAAUCAGGGUGGGGACGCACGGGAAGUUCUGCUGCGUAACCUCAGUUCUAGGGAGAUGCCACCAGAAAGGUGUUAGCUAGUAGGAUUCAACACCAGAGGUGGAGGUGCAACUUAAAUUUGUGUGUGUGUAAAACUUUAAAAAAAAAAAUGCAUUCAUUCAGUAUUUCUAAGCAUUCAAGUCAUAAAUGCAGCGCCUCAGCGGCGUGGUUGGUAUGAUAUUGAUGUCCCACCUCGGUGGUCGCGGGUUCGAUUCUCGGCCAUUCCACUGAGGAGUGAGAGAUGUGUAUUUAUGGUGAUAGAAGUUCACUCUCGACGUGGUUCGGAAGUCACGUAAAGCCGUUGGUCCCGUUGCUGAAUAACCACUGGUUCCAUGCAAUGUAAAAGCACCUGCAAACAACCAAAAACAAACAAGUCAUAAAUGCAGAAUAUGAUUUUGAAAUUGUUUAGACAGAAUAGUGUUAUUAUGAAGUAGUGUAUAUAAUUGUCCAAGAAGUAUUUUAUUCUCCAGAAUUGAUAAAAGCACAUGUGAGAUAAAAGUUUGUAUGUAAAAAAUCAAUGUUUGAAAAGUUUAGUUUUUAAUACAUUUUCCUUUGAACGUACUGACCACGAAAUGCAUUUAAUUUAUGGUUGACUUUUAGGUUAUUAUGCAGUGCUACCCCACUUUUCCACGCUUCACUUUGUUGCAGAUAUUUGUGGAAUAUAUUUUUCACGUUUCCGCAGGAACUCUCCAAUUCGCAAAUUUUUCUAUGGGCCGUAUGUAAAAUUAUCAAUAAUUCACUUAUUGUUUCAUAAUAGGUAGUGAACUGUUAAACUAGACAGUUAUAAGUAUUAUAGUUUAAGGGGUAGUUCAUGGUAUUUGGUAGUUGAAAGUAUUUUAGAGAGGUUUUCCAUUUUCCUGCAAAAAAAGUGGGGUAGCGCUGUAAAUUGAACCUAACAAGAUGGCCGAAAGGUAGACACUUCCGAACUUCGCUUUCAUAAGACUUACACUUUAUAGUUCUAUUUUCUUUAUAGAGUUCAUUCAUUUUUUCCCCCAUGUUAGUUUUAAAGCACUGCAUCAAAAGUAUUAUUACUAAAAUUUUCAAGUUGUGUAGAUUGAUUGUCCCUUAGUUUAAUGGCGUCUCGGAGCUUUUUCGUUUCGAAGGAAAGGUUUACAUGCACAAAAAGUGUUGCGUUGUUUGGUGGAGUGGUACAUGUAAAGGAUUUCUAUAGGCCCAGGUGUUUUGGCCCUUCAUCCGUUCUAAAUCAAUGAAGAUAGGCCUCAUUUUUAUUUGUAAGUUAACCCACAGGGUGUGGUGGGGGAGGGAAGGCAGUUUCAAACAUUGGCAUUAGUAGCCACUUGCCUUUUCCUGGAUUUGGUGGCAUACUAGACACAGGUACGUGUUGGGUGCAUCCCCAUUUCAGCGUGGUAUAUUCAGGGAUAUUGUUUCACUGAUUAUAUAUGUGUAUUUUAUUUUAUUUUUGAAGGUAGAGCACCAGAUUUAAAAUUAUUUUAACUUUUCCACGCUCCAACAACUGAGCUAGUCACCCCCAAGUUGCUAAGCCACCAAAAUGUGUGUGCAAACUGUUGGGCCCUGUUAGGUUGUUUCACCAACAGUAUCCAUUCGCAAAAGUCAAAUAGUGCAGUUGCAUUUAAAAGAACAUUUCUGAUUUCAUCCAGUCAUACUGUAGGUAUUAUCAUAUUAUUUGGUCUUAAGAUAUGAACUGUGCAAUCAUUUGCAUCGCCACUGGUAAUAUUUACAUUCUGAGAAUCAUCAGCACUUGCAUUUUACAGAUGCCAUCAUAGUUGGGUUCCCAAAUAACCGAUUUUUCAAUGGGUAAUACUGUUGGGAAGUUGGGGGCAAAAUUAGCCCACAGAAAUGACCAUCAGGGAGGCCUCACAUUUGCACAUAUGACCCCGGGGGUGAAUUGAUUUAUUUGAGGCAAGCCAUGUUGUGGUCAUUAUUGGUUUUAGCACAGCUUUCUUAAUUUUGGAAAAUACCCUGGAUUAUACCAAGCAUUAAGAUCGUUUUUGUCAGUGGUCUCGGGGCAAGUUAGUAAUGUUUUUAUUGAAUAUGAUGUAAGGUGACAUUUGAUGAGAAUCUCAUUGUUUGUAGUUGUAGGUGUUAAUGUAUGAGAGAACUAAUCCAUUAAAGAAAAUCAAAUUCCCUUUCGACUAACAUUAGCUCCAUAUUACAUACAAUGUGACUUACAUGGAACAUUUAGAACAAUAUCAGCUUUGACUGCAUAUAAGACUAAACUUUUCCUUGCCUGGUUACUGCCUUAUGCUUUUUUAUGCUUGGUAUACUCCAGCAGGAACAGUCACAUUUCGCAUCAUUAUUAGUUAUUUGAACUUAUUUUUGGUCAUAUAAAGGUAAUUAUGAAGCACAACGCAAAAAAUCAAGGUUAAAGUUGGAUAGGUCUGGUAUACUUGAAAAGUUUGAUUGAUGUUAGUAUACAUCCUUAAAGGAGUCUGAUAUUUUAUGUAGUCUUGGUGUUUCGCCCACUAGUCUGCACAGUUCUGGGGACACCUGUUCGUUGGUGAUUUUAGUUUCUCGUUGCAUCAAGUGCUUCAUCAAUCACGGCUUGUUUAUAGGCGAGAUUUUCUUAGUUCUUUUUGUCCCAGUACGUUAGCCUGUUAUGAAUUUGAAAUUGAGGUCUGCGUUCAUAACGUUAUCGUAGGUAGUUACGUUUCGUUAUUUUCCAUGUAAAACUUUAUUUGCAAUUAUCAUCUCAACAUUUGUUUUGUUCAUGAAUGACAUGUGAGAUUGUGUGAGGAGAAUGCUCUGCAAUAUUUGUAAAGUUUUCAUAUACCGGUGAGUAUAUAUUAUUUUUGUUUAUCAUAUGUUUGUACAUUUUUUGUAAAUGUCAGUGAUCUGUAAAUAUGGUUGAGUGACUUGUACAUUUACUUACACUUUCAUUCUUUAAUUAAAUGCAUGUUUCUUUUAGCUCAUGUAGAGAAUAAGAUGUAAUUUUGCUUUUUUACAUUUUCACAGUCAGUAUAAGACUUCAGAGUGAAAUGUAGAUAACUGUACCAUUUUUCAUAUAUUGAUCUUCAUCAUCACCCUCAUUGUGGUUCGAGUCAAACUGCAUCGUGUUUGCAGAGUGGCUUAAAAUGUUCUCAAUCAAAGUGCACCUUGGUACUGUCUACCAGUAUUUGACAUAGCAGUUGAAGCGCAGUGUUCUGGUUGUCGUGAAUCUGGCCGUUACUUCUGGUAACACGUUGGAUUUUAGAUCUUUUUCCGUGGUAAGAUGACAUGUUUUCUAGUCUCGGGUGUUUUUUUGUGUAUGUAAACCUUCAGGAAUAUAUCUAUUCAAGAAGAUAAAUUGAUUGAAUUCCUGGUAACGCUUCCUGCCAUUGUGUACUAAUACUUGUUCUUUUUCUCUGAUGUAUAGUUCAUUAUGAAUCAAAAUUUUAUGUCUUAUUUUCUCAAAAUAAAGAUAUCUUUGUUUCAAGUUCAUUUUUCAUGGUUAUGUGAAGGCCAUUAGUUGUUUUAAGUGAAAGCUUAGAUAUUGCUCCUUAUUUUUAUUUUUAUUCAGCUCUAUAAGCAAAGUUUUCUGGUUGAACUACUUUGAUCAUAAUUCUAGGAUUAUAAUUUUAAUGGUCCAGCUGAUCUUCUUAAGCUUUUCUUGUUUACUAAAAUGCUUCUGUGUUUUUAUAUUCCACCUUUAUUUUGUUAUCUUCAGUCCAAAGCUCCCAUUCCAUUUCAUUUGCAGCCCACUGUUCCCCUGUUGUUGAUCAUUUGGCACCAAAGUUGUAUACAGUUAUCAUGAGCAGUUGUCUUGGAGGAAGUAUUCUUAAGCAUUAGGUAGCGAUAGACCAUCUAGACCACUUGUGAGUUUGUGUUCCUGGCUUCUGGCGUCGUUAAUGACCCCUUGCCUAGUGUAUGCAGUUGUUAAGUUACAAUCGAUUGAAUCCCGUAUAAGGCCGUCAAGUUGCAACCCAAUGCCUCUGUACUUGGCUGUUAAGUUAUAGCAUUGUCUCGUGUAUGUGACCGUCACGCUCCAUUGCCUCUGUUCUUGGUCAUUAAGUUACAGUCCAUUGCCCAUGUACAUGGUCAUUCAGUUGUGACUCGGUGCAUUGUGUACACGGUUGCUUAGUUAUGACCUUGGUUAUUAUAAAUCAUUUUAGCGUUGCUUGUAAAAAUUUUAUUUGGAAAAGGUAAUACUAACAAUCAUUCAAGCAAAAACUAAAUAAAAGCAGGAAUUGCAUAGAACAGAAGAUAUAAGGACACAUGAGAAGGAGUAUAAUAUUUAUUUUAGAUUCAAGUGAAGCAUGAAAAAGGCAGCAAGGUUCAAAGCUGUCAUUACAAGGCGUGGCUCUUUACUCUACUUUGUGCCCAACAAUAAAUGGAAACUCUUAAAGAAGGAUGAACCUUCGUUAUUGAAACUCGUAAAGAAGAAUGAACCUGUAUACCCUUAAGCAUUGAGAAAAAUGCACAAAUGCUUUUGGGUGAUUAUAAUGUUGAAUGGAGUCAAGAAUGUUUUUGAAAUUUUAUGCCACUUAGGAUAAAUGCUCCUUUCUCUUAAGCCUAGAGCACACUGUUCUUACAGAAUUUUAUUGAGUAGAAGUGAAUGUAAAAAUUAGUAGAGGGGAAAAGAAGAUAGCAUAGAAGAAAUAAGCAGUAUAUCACAAUAAGUAACAGGAACAACAAAAAUCAUGAAGCCUGCAGACCUGGAAGUGGUUGGAAAGCUUUUGAAAGAGCACUCUACUUUCCUCGUCACAUGCAGUAAAAAAAAAAAAGCGCCUCAGUGACAUGGUUGGUUUGGUGUUUGCUUCUCACCUCGGUGGUCACAGGUUCGAUUCUAGGCCAUUCCAUUGAGGAGUGAGAGAUGUGUAUUUUUGCUGAUAGAAGUUCACUCUCGACGUGGUUCGGAAGUCACGUAAAGCUGUUGGUCCCGUUGCUGAAUAACCUCUGGUUCCAUGCAACGUAAAAACACCAUACAAACAAACAUGCAGUCAAAAUAUCAUUGGUUUCAUUUGAAAUACAGAAGACUAUUUUUGUACAUUCAGAUUAGAAUAAAAAAUAAAAAAAACAGUUAAAAUAGAGAGUUCAAAAUUACUCGGGGUGAGCUCAUAGGUUGGACUUUAGACGAUGUGUUAUUCUGUCACCAGUGAAACAAAGGAUUAAUAGGUCUCUUAUUAUACCUAGUAAAACACUGGAAGUAUGAACUUAAGAUUUCUCACAAAAUGGGAAAUAGUAAAAACAAGACGUAUUUCUCCCUGUUUCAGUUGGUCGCACUGUGACUCAAUCCACUUACAGGCAAUGUAGGUCCACUGAAAGUUUUAACAUUAUGGGAUGGGCCAAACUUUAUCCUGCAGCAAAUGGUGUUAGUUUUGAAAAUACUGAUAAGGCGCUAUUUGAAUGGCUUCUGCUAACAAUGAAGAGUAAAAGUUAGGAAUGAUUGUCAUUAAGUUUCAUUUACUGUACUUAUAAAUUCCAAGACAAGGUACUGGGUUAAAGUUGUGUAUUCCUGGUUUUGUUUCAGGAAAUCUGAUGUAUUUAGUUAAGACUGGAAUCUGCUUGGAGUUCUCAGAACUUAAUGUCUGCUUUAAAAAUUGACAAGUGGGUUUGUGUUUGCUUGUACGAUUGUCCAGAGGUAUUCGCUCUUGAACACUUGUAUAGACUCAAGCACUGUAUUUAGCUUUGUGGAAAAAUUGCAGUGAAUUUCAAGACACUUAUUUUGUGGGAAAACUUUUUUGUUGUCACAGCUAACAAAUAGACUUGAGAAUAGGGAUAUAUAUUCGUUGAAAUAAAUAGGCUAAUGCAUUGUGACUAUAAAAUUAUCGUUGAUCAACAGUAUUAUUAAAGUUAUUUAACCAGGUUACAUGAAAAAUGAGAGGCAGAUGGAAAAUCAGAUUGGUCCAAGUACCUUCAGAUAUUUGUUGUGCUAAGCACACUUUGGACUUUAUUUUCAUGUGAUGGCCAAAUCACUAUAAUUAAUUGUCAUGCUUAUGACCAAGUGACGACUGAAGGAGCGAUAACUGUAGAUGUAAUGACGGGAGACAAGCAAGUGAACAUGAUAACCAAAGCUGAAAGGACUCUCCUGAAAGAUCUAUCAAGUUAGGAAUCUCAGGUUCAUAUGUCGUUGAAGUGCGGUGAAUUAGUCUUCUGUUGCUUGUACAUACAAUAUACACCAGUUAGCAUAAAUUGGUAUGAAACACAGCGUGGGUAUUCUUUGUCAGCUGAUCUAGAAUUCACUAGGAUGUGAGAUCGUUUAUUAGACUUUUGAAUACGUCCACUUUUUGUUGAAACGUACACACUAUUUAUCAGCUGUGUUUUAGGGCAACAAGGCAGGUUUGAGUACUGAAUGUGAUUGGCUGAUGAAGUGCUUGUACAAAUGUGCUGGUAUUAAUAUUUUUAGAAUCCUGUAAUACACCAUCAGUGUAGUAGUCUCAUAUUUUUUUUUCCAGUCCUUGAUUAUCUGUGUAUUUAAAAUCCUUUCUGUGAAAAGGAUUCGGUAGUUCCUUUUGAAAAGUCUUGUUGGAGGGCCUUAGGAUUGUGGUUUCAUUUUUGUUUUGUUCUGUGUGUACAGAAGUUGACCUUCAUACCUGACAGACCCAAAAUGGAAGCAGUGGGUUGAGAAUGAUUUUUGUUUGCAUGUCAUCAUACAUAAAUAGAAUUCUCUCUCUCUCUCUCUCUCUCUCUCUCUCUCUCUCUCUCUCUCUCUCUCUCUCUCUCUCUCUCUCUCUCUCUCUGUUCCCCUUUUCAAGAACUUAUCAAUAUUGCUUUGUUUUAUAGAUUUAUAAUAAUAGUGAUUUUUGUUUUUGUGUAGAACUGCUUUAUAUUAUAAUAUAAUAGGUGUUUACAUGCAAGAGAGAGGGCAUUCUUCUGUUAUGGUCAUAUAAGAUUGAAGUCUGGUACCCAUAUGUUUUGUAAUGCAAUGAUUACAAGGAAACUCUUGUUGCCAUUCUAGUUUUGGGGUCGUUCAGUUGUUAUGUAUUGGAAUUGAGAAGCUUGUUAUCCAUGUUUUGUGAGCACUGCAAUGGCUGUAAACGAUUUCUCUCUUCAUUUUCAUUUAUUGUCUCUACCUUGAUGUGUUCUGAGCAGUUUGUUGUCUUUAAAAGUGCCUUUUUAACAAAGGUGUUUAGAAAAAUGAGUACUAUCUCCUCUGGGCUUACUUUUAAGUAGUCUUUUUAAUUGUUUUUUAUGAAUGGAAUUUUAUUUAUUUAUUAUUUCUAUUUCUUGAAAUGAUGUUAAUUCAUUGUGUUUAUUGAACUGCUAACUGCCAUAGACUAAAAUGUAAUGUAAACACUCGCACUUGACGUGUUUGCAAACCUACAGUUGCAUGCGUACAUUAUUGUACAACAAAAUCAUUUAUACAGUAAAACUGGAAUAAUAAACAUACA
Molecule: messenger RNA, 13750 nt
Organism: Macrobrachium nipponense
Lineage: Eukaryota; Metazoa; Arthropoda; Malacostraca; Decapoda; Palaemonidae
Product: polycomb protein Sfmbt-like
Biological process (GO): negative regulation of DNA-templated transcription
Cellular component (GO): nucleus
Molecular function (GO): chromatin binding; zinc ion binding
Source: RefSeq, a predicted model, not a curated record